Messenger RNA from Acanthoscelides obtectus, 7097 nucleotides. Lineage: Eukaryota; Metazoa; Arthropoda; Insecta; Coleoptera; Chrysomelidae. The record is from the annotation of a GenBank genome assembly.
CUGUCUUCUCUAGCGUUUUGUCAUCCGUGUUUGUCACCUUUUGUUUUUAUUUAUAUAUAUUUGCUUGUACAGGAAAUACUUCUCAAAUUUUCUUCCAAUUUCCAAUAAAACCUGCCACCUUUUUCAUCAGCAUUAGCCGCUGGUAUCUACACUUGUUCGAAUCCAGGUCGUAGUGAAAUGAGUGUAUCAGUUUUACAAUGAUGGCCUGUUACCUCCAACUUCUUACCAUGCCUUCCUUCAAUUUCAUUUUCUAAUUAUGCUGAUUUGUCAACGAGCCAUUGUAAAACAACAGCAGUCAGAUGUUCGAUGAUCAAGAAGACACGCUCGACGACACUGUCGUACUUAGAACCAAAAAAAAUGCCCCGGUGCGGCGUUCUUUGAGUGAAUGUGACCACAUGCCGCAUCGAAGUAUCGCAGAUCUCCGCGCGGAACUCCGUCAGCGCGGAGAGACGGAAUGGAGAAAGAAAGUCAAAUCUGACGUAGCCGAGGAGUUUAGAUCCAUCAAGAAAAAUGUUAUUAAUGAUGAUUUGUCAGAGGAUUCGAUAUUGGCGACCAGAUUAAAUGAAUUAGACGCUUCAUCAAAACAAUGGCAAAAUCGCGUAGAAAAAUCUGACGCAGAAAAAUUCUCGAUAAGCGGUAAAAUGGCGGAAAAAAUGAAGGAUGCGACGCCUACUAUAAACAUUCCUGAUGAUAAUAAGAAGACUCCACAGGCGAAACGAAUUAGGUUGAGAGGUACUGUUACAAAAUGGACAUCAAGACGAGUGUCGGUACCAAAAUUAGACGAUGCUGCUUUCAAGUCGUUUUUCGAAACCGUGAAGCAUUCAGAAAGUGUGGAAAAAGUAAAUUUACGCCUUGAAGAUUUCGAUGCUGUAGAGAGACAGUCACUUCUAGUCAUUAGGAAAAAUGUACAAGUGCAGAAGAGAAGAGGUGCAAGUAAAAACCCCAUCAAAGCUCUCGCGAAAAGGACAGAUAUAGCAGACGAGUACACAGAAGUUAUUACAGGGGUAGCAGAAAGAGAAAAGAAGAGACUUGCAAUUGAGAGAUUGAGCAAAGAUUCCAACAAGGCAGCAGAGGCUUUAGCUGGGUUAGCUAGUACCGAGGAUUUCACGUCAGUGGCUUUGAAAAAGUCGACAUCUGCACCUUCUUUUCUAGCUCCAUGGAAAAAUCUCAUGCUACUCCAAGUAAAGGGACGUAGACAUGUACAAGUGAGACUUGUAGAGCCAGUAGCAACCAGCGUAAAUGAAGGUGACAACUUCAUCCUGAUAACUCCAAACGCGUUGUAUAAUUACAUAGGCGCCUAUACUAACGUCAUCGAACAAUCGAGAGCUGCUGAUGUGGUGAAUCAUAUAAGAAUAACGGGCGACAUGGGAUGCAAGGUUAAUAGGGUGAUAACCGUCAAUGGUAGCGAUGGGUUGACCAAGAAUAGUAUGGAGUUCUGGAAGUUGUUAGGGUGCAAGGAUGUCCCACCGUGUAUAAAUGCUGGUCACCCAGAGGAAGACGAAAACUACGAAACAAACAUCCUACGUACGAAUAUGAUAUACAAGAUGGACGAAGAGGAACUGGUACCGUUAGAAAACUACUGGGGCGUCAUACCGAAAGUGGAAAUUCUACAGGAACGCAGUAUCUUGGUUUUUGAUUUUGGUUCGGAAAUGUACGUGUGGAGCGGAAAAGGUGCCCCGUUGGAUAAGAAAAAAAUGGCUGUGAAAUUAGCUGAGAAAAUCUGGGACGACGGGUAUAACUAUAGCGAAUGCAGCGUGUGUCCAUUGAAUAUAGCGUCGAUUUUAGGAGAGAGACAGCAAGAAAUUCUCCCGUUGUCAGCUGCUAAACGUCCGGAUUGGGCCCUAUUCGCCCGAAUCAGUCAACACCGCGAAUCGGUCCUAUUUCGAGAAAAAUUUCUUGAUUGGCCCGACUACACCCGAGUCAUCUCGAUCAAACCGGACGUACGCAAAACUGUCAAUCCGAACUACAACCUCGCCGUCGACAACAUCGAGGUUAUGUUCGAGGAGGGGGAAAAAGAACCGGAUCUUGUGGUCGAAAACACCCAUCUUGGUAGAGGGGAUAAGUACUACGAUAAAGAGACUUUGAGGCAUAUGGAGUACAAGACGUUGGAGAUACAAACGUGGCGUAUUUUGGAGAACACGUAUGAAGAGUUGAGCAAAGGGUCUAUAGGACAGCUGUACGACGGAGAUAGUUACAUUUAUAGUUGGCGCUAUAAGCAGAAUAUUAGAGGUAGAGAAUUGAGCGGUAACCCGUCAAAAUGGAAUCCAGUAGGAAGAGACCGCCAUAUAUUUUUCUGUUGGCACGGCAGCAAUUCUUCCAUAAGCGAGAAAUGUACAGCUGCAUUUUUGACUGUCGAGCUUGACAAGCAAAAUGCACCACAAGUCAGAGUUGUUCAGGGUUCAGAACCAGCCGCAUUUCUUAGGCUGUUCAGCGGUAAUCUAGUCAUCUAUAGAGGUAAGAGAAGUGAUAGAAUAAAGAAAGACAAAGUCCGAUUAUUCAUAGUGAGAGGUGAGGUCGAAAAUGAAACGUACCUAAUGGAAGUACCUGUAAGUACGUCAUCGCUAAGGAGUCGGACAUCGUUUGUGAUAGUCGAUAAUGUUAGUAAUAGAAUUAUAAUUUGGAACGGAGCGAAAUCUACGGAGUACAAGAGGAAAAUUACCAGGGAUAUUGUGUGCCGGUUGUUGGAUAAUAAGCCUGAAGACAUGUACUUAGAUGACUCUGAUGACCUGAAGGUAUUGGAAGUCGACGAGGGUUAUGAGAGUAACGAAUUUUUCGAAAUAUUGGGUGGUGACAGCACUUUGUAUCAUUCGCUGGUCGAUUCUUUGGAAGAUUACAAUUACACUGUGAGAAUGUUCAAACUAAGCAGUGUGACCGGGUCUUUUCUUGCCAACGAAAUAUUGUGCCCUCAUAGAAGUGAUCACUGUACACCAUACCCAUUUGUGCAGUCGGAAUUAUAUUCUGCCAAUCAACCAGCCCUAUUUUUAAUCGACAACCACCACGAGCUGUGGCUAUGGCAAGGCUGGUGGCCAGAGAAAGAUCCAGAACUGGACGAAGAUGAGGAAGACGUGAGCGACCAAACGGGCUCGGGGGCUAUUCGGUGGCAGGCGGAACGCAGGGCGGCGAUGCAGGUGGCGCAGAAGUACUGGGCGAAACGGUACGACCCAAGUAAGUUCGUCGCCCAUGCGGUCUGGGCCGGAUUGGAACCGGUGCAGUUCAAGAAUCUGUUUCCCUGUUGGGAGGACAGGGAGGACGUUAUGGAGAUGAACAUGAAGGAUGGUAGAAAACUGGGGGAGAUGAUCCCUUUAGAAGACGAACUAGCGCUGUUAACAAGAACAACAUACCCGCUGGCAGAGCUACUUCAAAGACCUUUGCCCGAAGGAGUAGAUCCAACACAGAUUGAAAAUUAUCUUUCUCUUGAAGAUUUCCAAGAACUGUUGUCUAUAUCCAAGGACGAAUUUCAGAAAUUGCCUGCUUGGAAAAAGACCGCAUUGAAAAAGGAUAAAGGAUUGUUUUAAAUAAUAAAGGAUUACCCUGUGUGAGAUUGAAUCUUAUAAAUUUUCAUACCAUAUGGCUUUUGCUUAAGAUCACCACGUUACGCCAUUCUUGGCGAUACAUAUAGGGUUUUCCAUUAAGGACUUGGCAACUUUCUUCUUAAAUAAAACGCAAACCAUUUGAGAUAUCUCGAAAAUUUUAUUAUUUGAUUGAAGUGUACUCAAAACAUUUAUGUAUGGAAUUCGACCUCGUUCAUAUGACCACCACAGGCACGUCAGCAGCGAUCGAUUCGUUCAAUCCAAUUUUCAAUGACUCGGCCACACAUUUCGACGGAAGCGGCCGCUAUCUCCUGUUCAGUAUUGGCUCUGAGCUCCUCUAACGACGCCGGCUUGUUGGCAUAAACCAAUGAUUUAAUUAAGACACACAAAAAAAGUCUAGAGGUGUUAAAUCAUACGAUCUAGGCGGCCAUUCGACAGGAUCAUUUCUCGGACACGUUCACCGAAUUUUGAUUUCAAUGUCGAUUGUUUCACCCGCUGUGUGGCUUGUGGCACCGUCUUGUUGAAACCACGUAUCAUUAAUGUCUAGCCCAUCCAAUUGAGCAAAAAAUAGCGUUGCAACAUGUCUUUGUACCGAUCCCCGUUGACAAUACAUCAAUGAAGAAAAAACGGUCCAAUGACACCACACCAUACAGUUUUUUUUGUGGAUGAAGUAGUGUUUUUUGAAGCACAUGAGGGUUUUCACCUGACCAAUAACGCAUAUUAUGUUUGUUGACGACGCCAAAAAUGCGCCUCAUCGCUGAAGAUGAUUGCGAUGAAAUUGGUCAUUUUCUUGCAACAUUUCUAGAGCCCAAUUCGAGAACGUACGUCGCUUCAUAUGAUCGAACGGCUUUAGUUCUUGAGUUAACUUGAUCUUAUAAGGGUGCAGGCUAGGAUCUCUUCGCAAGUUCGCCAUAGUGUGGUCUGAGCGAUGCCCAAUUCUUGAGAAGGCCGUGGAAGCAUGUUCUGAUCGUUUCCGACGAAAGUUUGAAUGGCAGAAAUAUUCUCGGCACGUCGACCAACUUGUCUCACUGGCACGGGAACCUCCAGCAGUGAAUAUGUGGACUCAAAUUUCUUUACUAGACCUUGAACUGCUUGACUACGGGUACGAGAAUUACGACCAAAAACUGGCGUUAACGCUCUUAAGGUUGCAGUCACCGACUCGGAAUUUCGGUAGUAAAUUUUAAUUAUUUUUAAGCGUUUUUCGUUCGUGUACUUCACCAUGAUGAAAAUGUUUUCUUUACUGAAUGUUUUGACAUUGACAGUUCGGUAAUUGAUUUAAAGGUGCGUUCGCGGUGAAAGUUCAAAGUUGUCAACUCCCUAUUGGAAAACCCGAUAAUAGUGUGUGCGUAUGAAUAAUCAACAAAUUGUAUGAAAAAUAUCAAAUGUUGGAGUUUUGAAAUCCAGCCAAGGAAUAUGUAGCAUUAAAACAAUUAUUUGAUAAAGCCAUUAUAGCUGGAUUUGAACUCAGAACCAAUUAGAUUCUCUAAAAUUGUCAGUAUCGCUUAGUUGGCAUUUCAUUCACUGCCUCUUAAUUUUGAGGAAGAGUGCCUAUUUUUUACACCUAUUUAGAAUGCCUUAUACAUGAGGAGAAUAGAACAUCACUUGAGUAAGUAUAUUCCAUAAUGGCGUAUAUUGAAGAAUGUAUGUGAUCUAAUGACUAGUUGAGUUAUAAAAGCGACUAUUGUGCAGUUAGUCUAAUCAUAUUAGACGAAAAUACACCUGGUUUGCGAAAUAAUUGUAAAGACUGGUUUUAUUGCUACAAGUUUUUCAAGGGGGUAUUCAAAACAUGGUCGCAUAAAAUGGGUAUAUCAGUUUUUGUGGGAAAACUUUUUAUUCGACAACAAAGAAUCAGAGAACGUGUUUUUUGGGAUUCAAUUGUUGACAGGAACGAAAAAACUCUUCAUAUAAGAUUUUUAGGUAUUUAUGAGACUUACAAAAUGAGACCACACGUAAAAAGAUCCGACUAAUAGCAAAAAAGCUAUGUCCGAAAAUCGAGGCAAAUUGCAGGUUUUGGCUCUUGGUGGUAAUUCAACGACGGUUUCUAGCAGAUAUUUGAAAUUCUUCAAAUUCGUAAGAUUCGUACUUCCAAAUAACCACAACAAAAUUGCAGUAGAUUGGUCAAGUAGGUUUUUAGAAUGUUUAAUUGUUUAUCCCAAAACACCUGUUUUCCAGCCAUCACUACUAGUUUAUUGAGCAAUAUUCAGAGCUAGUUCAAAGAGCAUUUUAUGGCUGAAUACACUAGUUUACCUUGCCGAUAUGAAUUGCAAACCAUUCCGGAAGAUAAAUGUUAUUUUUAUGAAGAAAAGGAUGGAUUACGUUUUUUCUUCUAAACAAAUUCAAACAUUUCGUAUUUGUGGGUAAUUCGCAACAAAAGAUGAUAGAUACUUCCGCUUUGUUUUAAAAUGUGUAUAGUAAUGCAUGUUUUUCGAAUAUCGUAGCGCAUUUGUUCAAUUACCCAAAAAUACGAAAUGUUUCAAUUUGUUUAUAAAGAAAACAACGUAACCUUUGCUUUUCGCAUAAAAAUAACAUUUUUCGGAAUGGUUUAUGAUUCAUAUCGGUAAGGUAAGCACAUGUAUUCUGCUAUCAAAUGCUCUUUGAACGAGACUUGCACCAGACUUUACAAUUAUUUCGGGGAAAGUUGCUAAUAUGAUUAGACUAAGUGUCUUUCUAUAAAAUAUAAUUAUUGCUUUGAGCUCAGUUAUAUUAAUUUUAAUCACAUAUUUUAGAACAAUACCAAUUUUGAACGAUUUUGAUAUUUAUGGAAUUUCAUUAAUAUGUAAGCUCAACGGUGCAUCUUGCCAGUUAUAUAAUUUAUUAGAUUUUAUUUUAUUGUUUUUAUUUAUUAUGUAGUUGAAUUGCAGAUUUGAAGGUUUUGGGUUUUAUUAUUUUGUUAUUUUGUUUUAACAUAAAAAGUAUCAGUAGCUGCCAUUUAUUGAUUUUUAUCUGGGAAAGGAUGAUACGCUAAAAAUCCCAAUACGUAUUACCAUAGCCAAUACCCGGAAAAAUAAUUGUAGCCUGAACGAUGAAAUUUUACCCAGUAGAAUCAAAAUAAAUAAUCAACAUUCAUUUGGAAUGGUAAUUUAGGAGUAAGGAUGUGGGUCAAAACUAAAAGUGCAUGUCGGGUCAUAUCUCACAUCGGGCAAAUGUUUUUUCCAGGAGAGUACCUAUGCAGGCAUGAUGCUUUGUGAAAUUUCAGGGUCCUAAGUCAGUCGGUUUGGUUUGGAGACUUUGUUUGUUUCAGAUUUAUUUAGCAUUAAUGCUACAAUGUCCAGAAUAUCCACAUUACACAGUAUAUCACAAAAUAUAUUAUGUCUUCAAGACUACAUAUUUUUAUACAAAAUUUCACUACUAUGAAUUCUGGUUUUCCAUGAGAUAUUUUUUCAAUUUCCCUUUGAACAUUUUCAAACUGACACACAUGAUAUCAUUACUUAAUUUAUUAAAUUCGUACAAUCCCUUUUGGAAUUGUACACAGUUUUUUUAGAAUAACCGAAAUUCUAUAAAAGUAAUUUAUUUUCUUUGAUAUUUUUGAAUUAAUAUAUUCAUAGUGCCCUUUAAAUUUUAAUUUAC